ACGUUAUCGAAAGGCAUCUUAAAACGUUAGCCGGAACUUUCGUAGCUCCUUAUUGCAAGAAAAUUUGCACUCGUUGCGUCUAUCUUAAUAAAAGUUAAUAAUUACCUAAUUUCAAAGUUUAAUAUUGAAAUGGAGGAUCGUUAUAAUACAAGUGCUCAAUUGCUUAAGGAACCAUUAUCAUUUGCUGACCUCAUCGAGAAUGGGGCCCACUUUGAGGUAGAUACAGCAAAUUAUAAUAAUACCUGCUAUGAGGAUUUUAAUGUGGAUGAUGAAGAGGAUGUUGAUGAGGAGGAAGUUGAACACGAGGCGCUUGUCUCACCCUGGACACGUUCCUUUGAUGAGUUGCGCCAGCUAAUGAAACCAAUUGGUGAACACAUCUACAAGCGCAUCACACGACCAGGCGUCAAGGAGCAGGGCCUGGUGCCGGACAAGGCGCGUGUGGCAUUGCGUUACAGCGGCUACUGGGAGGGACAGACCGCUCCAUUCGAUUCCUCGAUGCUGCGAGGCACUAAAUUCGAGUUCGAGACGGGUCAGCAGAUGGUGCUGGAGGGUCUCGAGGCGGCCGUACGCACCAUGUACCCCUACGAGCAGUCGGAGUUUAUCAUAUCAUACAAAUUGCUAUUCCACGAGAUGGGCUGUCCGCCGCGCAUUAAACCGCGUGCCGAUGGUCUGUUUAAGAUUGAGGUAAUUGGAUUCACAUUGAUUGGCGAUGAGCAUUCGCUGGAGCGAAUCGCGCCCGAGGAUCGUAACAAGUUUGCAGUGGUCUUUCCCAAGGCGCAGGAUAUGCAUUUGCAUGGCAAAGAUUGUGUGAAGCGUGGCGCCUAUCGCAACGCAGUUGCGGCCUUCGAGCGCGCGAUUGCAUCGCUCAACUAUUGCCGGCUGGCGGAUGAAAAGGAUGAGCUCAAGCAGCAGGAGUUGCUUAUUACGCUAUACACCAAUCUCAUGGUGUGCAACAACAAGCUGAACAAGCCGGCGAGCGUGUGCAUUGCCAUGAAGGCUCUGCGUCUGCUGACGCGUAAUCAGCCCUCCUGCAAGGCACUCUUCCAGGAGGGACGCGCACUGGCCGCCCUCGGCGAAUACGAGCGCGCACGCCAGGCUUUCGUGCAGGCACAGGCCAAGCAGCCCAACAACAAGGAGAUCAGCGAAGAAAUCAUCAAUAUGGAGCAGCGUGUCAGCAAAUACAAAAAGUCAAUGCGUGAGAUUUGGUCACGUGCGCUCGCUGGCAAACAGCAGCCGGAGAAGCUAGCCGACUUGAAAACUGAGGAGAACCAAGCGAACCAGCAAUUUCGGAGAGAUUUCGAAUUACAAUUGACAGAGUUUGAUAAGUCAUCCUUGCAAUCGAUCAAUAUGAACCGCAAAAUGUACACGGACAAGGAGUUCAAUGUGCUGCGCCUGCUGGCCUCACAGCACAACAUGAAAUUGAGUCUGUCCCCGUUGGAUGUGGAUCAGCUAACACUGUCUAAGCUGCACAUUAAGUAGACGCAACAGAUGUCAUAAUAUUAUUUAAGAAAUGGGAGACUCAGGUAUUUCUUUGAACCCAUUCAAGCCUCAAUUAUCUAAAGAAUGUGCCAUUAACUUUGCUCAAAGAAUUUAUUAGUAUAGCGUGCACUCGAAAAUUAGAAUUGGCGACCUUCAAGCCUUCUUCUUAAAUUUGAGACCUCAUUUUGUUUUCAUUAUUUACCAUUCAUAUCUUUUUCGAAAACUGAAACGGAUGCCUUAUUAUCAAGCCUAAUAUAGUUUAUCUUUAACCAAAGACUUAAAUACAUUCGAUAGAGCGACGACGGGAAAUACUUUUUAAGUUUUAUGAUUUUGUUAAAUACAGCUUAAUCUAAUCUGCCUUGUGCCCCAAAAAUUAUUCGAAUCUAUAAUAUUAUCUAUAGACAUGCCCAUGCUUGAAACUCGAAUAUAAAGUUAGCUUUUUGUUUCUUA
This is a messenger RNA of Drosophila montana, 1929 nucleotides long. It is a transcript of the gene shu, whose product is annotated as shutdown. NCBI's taxonomy places the organism in Eukaryota, Metazoa, Arthropoda, Insecta, Diptera, Drosophilidae. Gene Ontology annotation, biological process: piRNA processing; spermatogenesis. Gene Ontology annotation, cellular component: cytoplasm. The record is from RefSeq and is a predicted model, not a curated record. The transcript has 2 exons. Bases 130 to 1479 code for a protein of 449 amino acids. Gene Ontology annotation, molecular function: peptidyl-prolyl cis-trans isomerase activity; Hsp90 protein binding.